Messenger RNA from Botrytis cinerea B05.10, 1947 nucleotides. RefSeq lists its product as hypothetical. NCBI's taxonomy places the organism in Eukaryota, Fungi, Ascomycota, Leotiomycetes, Helotiales, Sclerotiniaceae. Bases 786 to 1850 code for a protein of 354 amino acids. The transcript has 3 exons. The record is from RefSeq and is a predicted model, not a curated record.
GACAGGCAGUCAGUUCACUAGCCCUGCCCGAGGAAAUGCUGGAAAAUGGCAAAUUGGUUCUUUACAUAAAACGGUCCAUGAGUGUUAAGACACUCGACGAUCAACGCCGCAUGGGCGAUUGGGAGGGAAUUGAAAGAAUUGAUUUCUUGGGAUAGCCUGUCUUUUAGAUGAACGAAUCCUCAAUCGCUAACUAAAAUUCUAGGAUUGAAGUGGACAUGUUCUCAAAAUUCCCUGUUGAAUUUCCCGGGGGAUCGACCUUCGGGGAAAUCCCUACAUAAAAAAAAGGGGGCUACCCAAUGCAGUGGAAACGAAAACUCGUAUGGCAGCGGGAUGGCAGAAGUGGAAUAAUGAAAGAAUCCAAAUCCUGAGAUCUGGAUAUUCCUCGAGGCGAACUUUAAAUCGAGGCCCAGAGCGCCGCUUCAUCGUGACCCCUGUUUCAUAAAACUCUUCAUGGGUAUAGCAUACACCCAGGAACCAGAAACGAAGUGAUUGCUGCUUGUAGUAGAGUUUUAACUGGUUUCUUCUGACAGACGGUCCCUGAAUCGAUCUUAAAGAAACUUUUACUUCGAUACAAGAACUAUAUACAAAGUAGUCUUAGACUUUACAUCACGAUUCACAAACGACGUCUGUUACCCUGAGAUAAUCCUAUUAUAUUACUGUCAUUAUCUCCUUCCGAUUCUCCAUUAUUCCUUCGGUAUAGGCGUUCAUUUGGUUGCAUUAUUGCAUUGAGCUCCACCUAGAGAUGGUCCAGCUUCGGUGAAAGCUUCACAACAUCAAUCAUUACCAUGAUCACAUUACUAUCUCCAAACUAUGUGCCUCAACCUACGACAAGUGCAGACUUAGCUAUCGCAUCAAUUGCUUUUGGGUGGACUCUUGGUUUUGGAUGGUUAACAACAUGGACGGCAUAUAGACAAACAAGACGAGUUCGACAACGCUAUGGAAUCACUCGAGUUCAUACUCCAUAUGUUGUGAUGAUAUGGUCUGAAAUCGUCGUGUGUUUGGCUUUCGCAAUCAUAUGCUGGAUUCAUCUAUAUGAUGCCACUCUUGUCCCACCAAGUUUCGCUUUCUUUUUCUGUAUCCUCACUCUCUGGGCACUCCAAGUUCAAUUUCUUCUCCAGAUUAUAGUAAAUCGAAUCAGCAUUCUCUUCACUGUCAAAGAGAAAGCCGUUCAUCUCAAAAUCGCCGUCGCGGUGCUCAUCACACUUAUCAACAUUUCGGUUUACUGCAUUUGGAUUCCGGCCAGGCUACAAAUUUCAGAAAGAUACGUUCACCUCAAUGAUGUCUGGGAUCGGUGCGAAAAAAGUAUUUACUUGCUGGUGGAUGCAAUGUUGAACUUUUACUUUAUGAAAACGGUAUACAGCAAACUUGUCGGCAAUGGCUUGCAAAAAUACAAGACGUUGAUCAAGUUUAAUGCGGUAUUGGUGGUGUUUUCCUUGAGUAUGGAUGCGUUGAUUAUCGGAAUGAUGAGUUUGAACAACUCUUUUGUAUACAUGCAAUUUCACCCUCUCGCCUACAUUGUCAAACUCAACAUCGAAAUGAGCAUGGCCGAAUUGAUUGCUAAAGUCUCCGUUCUCCCAAACACCUAUCUUCCAUCCAAGAAUCGGAUGGCCCUCAAAAUCGGUAUCCAGACCGAUAUUUCCAUCAAACAUGAUGAUGCCGAUGACAUGCAAACGUUAGAGUUGCAGGAAACAGUUAGUAGUCCAGCGCCGACGAUUAGUAAACAGUUCGAUCACGGACGACCAGUGGUAUUUGCAGGAGAGGAUUACGAGAAUGAUAGCGAGAGAGAGAUAAUAAGGAAGAGAGGGGAGAGUGAUGUGAGGAUAAAGGGGGGCACUUGGUUAAGUGCCUAGUUAGUGGAUGAGAAAAUGAGUUGUGGGAGGUUUUAAAAAAAUAUAUGAUUAUGAUACGCUUCAUUGCAGUAUAACACUAAUUUGAUAUGACACCACA